This is a messenger RNA of Cynocephalus volans (Philippine flying lemur), 1050 nucleotides long. It is a transcript of the gene GALR1, whose product is annotated as galanin receptor 1. Gene Ontology annotation, cellular component: plasma membrane. Gene Ontology annotation, biological process: positive regulation of cytosolic calcium ion concentration; negative regulation of adenylate cyclase activity; G protein-coupled receptor signaling pathway. NCBI's taxonomy places the organism in Eukaryota, Metazoa, Chordata, Mammalia, Dermoptera, Cynocephalidae. The coding region runs from base 1 to 1050 and encodes 349 amino acids. The transcript has 3 exons. The record is from RefSeq and is a predicted model, not a curated record. Gene Ontology annotation, molecular function: galanin receptor activity.
AUGGAGCUGGCGGCUGGGAACCUCAGUGAGGGGAACGGGAGCGGCCCCGAGCCCCCGGCCCUGGAGCUGAGGCCGCUGUUCGGCAUCGGCGUCGAGAACUUCAUCACGCUGGUCGUGUUCAGCCUGAUCUUCGCGCUGGGCGUGCUGGGCAACAGCCUGGUGAUCACCGUGCUGGCGCGCAGCAGGCCGGGCAAGCCGCGCAGCACUACCAACCUGUUCAUCCUGAACCUGAGCAUCGCCGACCUGGCCUACCUGCUCUUCUGCAUCCCCUUCCAGGCCACGGUGUACGUGCUGCCCACCUGGGUGCUGGGCGCCUUCAUCUGCAAGUUCGUCCACUACUUCUUCACGGUCUCCAUGCUGGUCAGCAUCUUCACGCUGGCCGCGAUGUCCGUGGACCGCUACGUCGCCAUCGUGCACUCGCGGCGUUCCUCCUCGCUGAGGGUGUCCCGCAACGCGCUGCUGGGCGUCGGCUUCAUCUGGGCGCUGUCCAUCGCCAUGGCUUCGCCCGUGGCGUACCACCAGCGCCUCUUCCACCGGGACGUCAGCAACCAGACCUUCUGCUGGGAGCAGUGGCCCAACCAGCGCCACAAGAAGGCCUACGUGGUGUGCACCUUCGUCUUCGGCUACCUGCUGCCGCUUCUGCUCAUUUGCUUCUGCUAUGCCAAGGUCCUUAAUCACUUGCAUAAAAAGCUGAAGAAUAUGUCAAAGAAGUCAGAAGCAUCCAAGAAAAAGACAGCACAGACGGUUCUGGUGGUGGUUGUGGUUUUUGGAAUAUCCUGGCUGCCCCACCAUGUCAUCCAUCUCUGGGCUGAGUUUGGAGCUUUUCCGCUGACCCCAGCCUCCUUCCUCUUCAGGAUCACUGCCCACUGCCUGGCCUACAGCAACUCCUCGGUGAAUCCGAUCAUAUAUGCCUUUCUCUCUGAAAAUUUCAGGAAGGCCUAUAAGCAAGUGUUCAAGUGCCACAUUUGCAACAAAUCACCUCUCAGUGAUAAUAAAGAAAAUAAGAGUCGAAUAGACACCCCACCAUCAACCAAUUGCACUCAUGUGUGA